UUUGCGUGUCUCUGUCGAAGCUGCGCGUCUCGCUUAGUCACCUUUGAAUCCGCGAAAGGAUGAGAAGCUUUACUUUCGUUUUCGGAGGCCAGACUGCAUACACGAGGGGCUCUUGUGGCGCUUGUUUGCUUGGGAAAGUGAAUCUGACUGAGAGGCACUCUACUAACCACAAAUCUUUCAUUCGGCGUCGAAUCGAACCAUAUUUCCCUCUGCACUUGAACGCAACGGGAGUUCACCUUACGUUGCUUUGAAGCAUAUAGUUGCCUCUUAUACUGAAAGGCGUCAGCAGCUCAUCCUUGAGAGAGAGAGUCUUGUCUUUUUUCACCCAUCAGCGCGAUGGACAGCAGCCCGGUCUACCCCGCCACCACCAUCUCCAACGGAAGCAGCACCUGGUUCAUACUCCCCAAUAAACUUCUGUGCUGGAAGCGGGCCGCCGUCAAAGUCGUGCAAGUGGUGUUCUCUCUGGUGGCCUUCAUCCUGGAGGAGACGGUCACCAGCUGCAUCAAUUGCAGCCCGCUGUAUUUCUUUGAGUUCAUCAGCUGCUCGGCGCUCCUCUUCACGCUGCUGCUCCUCGCGCUGCUGUCCACUCAGCUGCACGAAAAAGUUGGCUUCACCUACUGGCCACAGCUGGACUUUGUCUACACGGCCCUCACCGCUCUGCUCUUCUUCAUCAGCUCCGCCCUCUUUGCUGCCAGCAACAGUGGUAGGAGCGUGGAGGUCGCCGCCGUGGUGUUUGGCUUCCUGGCGACGGCGGCGUUCGCCUGUGAUGUCGCACUGACCUUGAUGACUUCUGGUUUACCGUUUAAGAAUCAGGCGCCAGGCAAGCCUGCCGGAAACGGACCAGCAGCAGAGCCGUCACCUGAGACCGAAGAGCUCGCCCCCAGCAAUGUCUAACCGCCGUCUGUUACGUGCUGUGUGCUUUAGCUCCGCCCCCAACCAUGUCGCUCCUCAGCUUGGACUGUCAGUCUCUUGAGCCUCAUGAGCUUUAGCUCGGCAAGGAAGACUGUUUUUAUUCAAGUUUUAAAUCACAGUCGGACCGUGAUGCUGUCACUUCGGGCUCAUCCAGACUUGUAUUUAUUUCCUGCUCCUUGUUACGUAAACGCUGCAGCAAGGUUCCACUGAAACAUCCACUGUCACAGUUUAACAUCCUGAAAAUGAAGUUGUGACGUAUUUCGGUGGGUCUUCUCUCGCUCUUGUUUUGUUCUGUUAACUUAACCAGUGUCUUGUGGGAAAUAUGCCAAUCGUCUCAAAUCAUAAGUUAUGUUGAUGAUUGAUAAAUCUUCACUAGUGUUGAUCAUUUUAAUUCACUUUUAUUCCGCUUGUAAAGUGUUUUUAACUUGUGUCCAGAAUUUUUUACUUGAGUGUGAGUCGUUGUUUUACCUGCUAUCAAAGCCAUUAUCGCGUCUAAUUAUAUUGAAAUAUUUCUCAUGAUUCCUGUGACGAAAAAUUCCAUUUUUUUAGACUUUUUAAGUGCAAACUAAUCUUGAGCUUUCAUUGUGCUGACUCCCCAACAUUUCAGUCACCAGUGAGCAUGUGUCCAGACAAUCCUGAAUAAAUCUGAAUCAUGACUGUUUUCUCUCUUGAAAAAAAUAAGCGUGUGUGUUUUUGUGUAUCGACAGG
This is a messenger RNA of Synchiropus splendidus (mandarinfish), 1620 nucleotides long. RefSeq names its product CKLF-like MARVEL transmembrane domain containing 6 (gene cmtm6). Lineage: Eukaryota; Metazoa; Chordata; Actinopteri; Syngnathiformes; Callionymidae. The record is from RefSeq and is a predicted model, not a curated record. The coding region runs from base 337 to 894 and encodes 185 amino acids. The transcript is spliced from 5 exons. Gene Ontology annotation, cellular component: membrane.